This is a messenger RNA of Capsaspora owczarzaki ATCC 30864, 3413 nucleotides long. RefSeq names its product polymerase. Gene Ontology annotation, biological process: error-prone translesion synthesis. Gene Ontology annotation, molecular function: DNA-directed DNA polymerase activity; damaged DNA binding. Gene Ontology annotation, cellular component: nucleus. The record is from RefSeq and is a predicted model, not a curated record. The transcript has 2 exons. Bases 16 to 3006 code for a protein of 996 amino acids. Lineage: Eukaryota; Filasterea; Ministeriida; Capsasporidae.
GACAGUUCAGGUUCAAUGGAAGCGGACGAAGACGACGACGACGACGAGGCGAUUCAGCCGCGGGAGGACUUGGACUGGUUGGACGACACGAGCUGGAGCGAUCUGGACGCAGACGCAGAGGCAGAGGCAGAGGAGCAAGCAGAGGAGCUAGCAGAGGAGGAGCAAGCAGGACGACUCGCUCAGGCGCUGCUGAAGCCGGCCGCUGAGACGGCGUUUGCGCUGCUCGGGUCAACACUCGGAGCCGCAGAUGCACCGGUUCAAACAGCUGGAGUGGCCAGCAGACCGUUGCGAAGGUGGCCGCAGCGAUCACACGCGGAUGCGACAAGCACACCGGUCGUGCGAGCGAAUGCAGGCAACGGCGCUGAUGAUGACGGCCUGAGCAAGACCGACGCACCCUCUGGCGCAAGCAUGGAAACCGAGCAACCAGGUCUGAGCGAUGGCAGCCGAUACUCUUCUGCUUUGAAAUCACCGCCGCCGGAGGUCGCAAACCGCUCCUCGGUGGUGGUGGGGCUGGCAUUGGCGGAAAAGAACAGCGGUCUGAUUUCGCGCCUUUCCCUCAACCAGGACAAGGCCGGCCUUGAGAGCGUCGACAAGCAACGAGCGAAUGCAAUCAUCUACGAGGCGUCCAGAAACUCGCGCUUUUUCAAGAACGAAGUGCGCAAAGACGCGUCCGUCACGCAGCGGCUGGAGUCGUUGCGCUCGCAGCUCGCCGCGAUUCGCCGCGAAAUGGCGCUUGUGGUCGCUGCCUACCCCGAUGAUCCGCUUGCGGAAAUUCUGUCGGCAGCAUUGUCAUCUGCUUCCACGUCGGCUACACUGGGCGUCGGGUCUUCUUCUUCUUCUUCUUCUUCUUCUUCUUCAUCUUCUACCGCCGUCUCUGCUUCUGCUUUUUCAUCCACCGCACUUUCUUCGUCGUCCGCUCGCUCACUCGAGUCUGCUCCUGACAGUUGGUCAUCACGCUCUGCGCCACAAACGGCCGCACCCGCCACCGCCAUCCUGCGACAAAAGUUUCGGCAUAUCUACGCAACGGUCGACAGGCAAGUCAACCUGAUGGAGGCGGCCCGCAACCUGGACCGCGUGAUUGUCCACUUGGACAUGGACAUGUUCUUUGCAGCCGUUGAGCAGCGAGACGACCCGUCGCUGGCCGACAAGCCCAUGGCAGUUGGCUCGCAGUCCAUGCUCAGCACCGCGAACUAUGUCGCGCGAAAGUUUGGCGUCCGAAGCGCCAUGCCCGGCUACAUUGGCCUGAAACUCUGCCCCGAGCUGGUGAUUGUGCGCCCAAACUUUGAAAAGUACGCCCAAGUCAGUACGCAGGUACGCGAGAUUCUGGCGCAGUACGAUCCGCACUUUACCGCUGCCAGUCUCGACGAGGCGUAUCUGGACUUGACGCGACAUAUGCGCCAAGUGGUUCCCGACGGCGUAUCCUCGGCAGACGUGGUGCGAGAGAUUCGGGGCAAAAUCCAGGCUGCCACGCAGCUGACCGCCUCCGCGGGGAUUGCGCCGAACGGCAUGCUCGCCAAAAUCUGCUCCGAUCUGAACAAGCCGAAUGGGCAGUACCACUUGCCUGGCGAUCUGGAACAGCUGAAAUCCUUUGUCGCCAAGCUGCCCGUCCGCAAAGUGUCUGGCAUUGGCAAGGUGACAGAGCGCAUGCUCAAUGGGCUGGGCAUUGUGACUUGCGAGGACAUGUUUGCGCACCGGUACGACCUGUUUCAGCUCUUCUCCCCCAUUUCGUUUGAUUUCUUCCUGCGCGUGUCACUCGGUGCUGGGUCUAGUCGGUACGAAGAGGCUGUCAAAGCCGAUGCAGUCGCCACCCCGACGGCAGCGUUUGGCUUUGGCUUUGCCGUUCCAGACAAUGAUCGCAAGAGCAUUUCGGUCGAGCGCACCUUUCGCGAGAUCAACACGCCCACCGCCCUGUUGGCCAAGUGCGAAGAGCUGUGCCAUAAGCUGGCGGCUGAUGUGAACUCGUGCAAGCUUCGCGGCCGAACCGUCACCGUCAAGCUAAAAAUGGUGGAUUUUCGCAUGUUUACCCGCGCAGCCUCCUCACAGCGGUACAUUUCCUCUGCCUCAGAGAUGUUUGAAUUGGCCUCAAAGAUUCUGCAGGACGAAAUCCAGCAGAGCGAGCGCGCAGGCGGGCCGCUGCGACUCCGCUUGAUGGGGGUGCGGUUGUCUGCGCUCGUUACCGAGCCUCCUCCUCCUUCUUCUUCUUCCUCUAUCAGCAACACGAUUGGUUCCACCCCGGGCGCUGGCGAGGGCGAGCUACUGGACAGCACGCCAAGCACUGCCCACGCCAAGGCCAGCGGCAUUGAGCGGUUUUUCGCUUUGAGCUCGAGGCAUCUGACUUCCGAGAUUGAAGCGCGCAAUGCCAGUAAAGAUCGUAAGGCAGCAGCGCGGCAAAGGCAAAGGGUGUGUUCCAACGAUGCCAUUGAAAUUUCGGACGAUAGUGAUGCCGAGGACGGCGAUAACGACGAGGAUGACUGGGCUGCGGUUGCGGCCGACUCGGCGUCUCUGGACAACGCAUCACACCCAAACGGCCAGCAAGUCGGGACAGCCGCCUCCUCAAGAGGGGCACUUCCAAGUCUUGGAAGCGCACCUGUGAGCAACGGUCGCAUCCACACGGCAACAACAAUGUACCAAGCGAUGAAGCAUCGCUUAACAGAGCAGACUGCAGCGGCUUUCAAGCGCCCUCGGCUGGAUCCGAGUGCCGCCGAUUCUUCAUCCACUGCAGCUAAUACUCCUAGCCAACCAUCACACGUUUGUCCGAUCUGUCAAAGGCCACAAGUCUGCCAGAACCUGGUUGAGUUUACUGAUCAUGUCGAUGAGUGCCUCACGAAGCAGACCAUCAAGCGAAUUUUACAGCAUGAUGAUCAACAGCAGCAGCAGCAGCAGCAGCAGCAGCAGCAGCUUGGAAGAACUGGCGUCACAUCUGGGACAACAAAGAGACAAGCACCACAAUCGAGUACAUCUACUACAUUGGAGCGAAUGAUUCAGCGGCAAAACAAGAUAAGCUGAGCAAUCUUGUCGAUGCUUGACCUACGCGACGACAGUUUCAGCGUUCUCCAAGCGUCGGAAUGUCAUGUUUUCGGAUCAGAACGCACUAGUUGGCGGCAUGUGCACUGCGGCAGCAGAAGGCCGUUUUCAUGUCCGCGAUAAUCGCCUUUCUAUCUUGGAACGGCCAUCGUGAGGAGGACUUGGCUGUGAGGUCGAAGCAGAACUGGAACACGUGUGGCAGUUGUUGAGGUUUGAGGUUUGCCCCAACCACGCGCGUGUCUGCUGACUGCCGCUUUCAAACCAAUGCAUGGGCAUUGAAGAAACAUGGCCAUGCGUUGUAGUGAUGCCUGCGUUGAGCACACACACAUGUAGACCUACUUUUUGUACAACUGCAAUUGAGGACCAAUAGAAAACAAAGACGCUUCUGG